AUGAAUCACGCAUUUCUUGCGGAUGCUUGGCGGAGGUCGAGAAGGCGGGACCGUUUAUGGUACCAAGAGAAGUUGAUGCCAGCACUCCGGGCGGCUAAAGAGCGGCAAGCGAGAGACAUUGAUGUAUCUAUAGCGCUCACUGAAGAACUAUUGAAAGCGUAUAAUGAACCUGUCCCACAAUCAACAACCAUUCCUCCGCAUGUUCUAAUUCCUAUGGAAGAUGACAGUCUUAUGAAACCAAUAGAACCAGAAGUAACAAAUUUGUUUUACGGAUCUACUGAAAAAGGCGCUGCAGAAAAAUAUUUGAAAGCACGAUAUAAAAAAUCGCCUGAAGAUAGAUUCUAUUUCCGCCUGACGUCUAACUGGGACUACGGCUGGCAGCAGAAGCAAUGCCGCCUGAAGCCACGUGAUGUCAAUCACGGCCGAUGUGCUAUCUUACGGGACACUUUCUAUCGCAAGAAUAAUUUAGCACCAGAUCCCAGACAUUACUCGAGUCCCGCUGGUGGAGAGUUCUCUAUAUGUAGCGAGUACUCUUGCAGCGCUAAUUAA
Messenger RNA from Danaus chrysippus (African queen), 549 nucleotides. The record is from the annotation of a GenBank genome assembly. Lineage: Eukaryota; Metazoa; Arthropoda; Insecta; Lepidoptera; Nymphalidae.